CUAGCGUCGCCGCUCCAGACACAAGUGCCACUACGGCAGCUUGUUUGCCGACGACGACUACGCAAAUAUUCUGCCGACAGCCACCGAGACCGUCGCGGGCGCAUAUCGCGCGCGGGGCCACACGACUGUCUUCCGGUUCAUCGAGGCCAUCGGCAUCACGCAGAGCAGAGGGUAGGGCAUGUGUUUAAUGCGCGAAUCCCUGGCGUUUCUUGGCCUAAAACCGCUCAUGGACAUUGAAGACUGGGACACAGACCUAGCAGUCGUAGGUGCGGCGCGCCAGCUGUGCAGGCACACAGAUAACCUGAAGCCGUACCUUGGCAUUCAAGCAGACAGUAUGAUGCUUUCUAGUCCUGGCUCAAACAUCUCAUGCGGGUACAAGAUGGCGCGGGGACAGGUUUUGACCACUGGCUACACUCGUGAGAUCCCUCACACUAUCUUCCCCACUGUUGUACUGACAGUUUCAGUGCUUUUAUAG
This is a messenger RNA of Phanerochaete carnosa HHB-10118-sp, 475 nucleotides long. RefSeq lists its product as uncharacterized. The record is from RefSeq and is a predicted model, not a curated record. NCBI's taxonomy places the organism in Eukaryota, Fungi, Basidiomycota, Agaricomycetes, Polyporales, Phanerochaetaceae. The transcript has a single exon. Bases 179 to 475 code for a protein of 98 amino acids.